Molecule: messenger RNA, 513 nt
Organism: Nematostella vectensis (starlet sea anemone)
Lineage: Eukaryota; Metazoa; Cnidaria; Anthozoa; Actiniaria; Edwardsiidae
Product: 60S ribosomal protein L30
Exons: 4
Coding region: 130-486 (118 amino acids)
Cellular component (GO): cytosolic large ribosomal subunit
Molecular function (GO): structural constituent of ribosome; RNA binding
Source: RefSeq, a predicted model, not a curated record
GCGCAUCACAUUCCAUCCGGGUAUUUCUGCAAUGCAUGCCGGGAGGGGCUUCCUCUUUUCCAUCGUGACUAAAAGUAAAGUCACAAAUUUCUUCUGAGGCGAGCUUUAGAAGGCUUCUAACUAGCGAAAAUGGUGUCCUCAAAGAAACAGAAAAAGGCCAUGGAGAGCAUCAACUCUCGACUUGCUCUGGUCAUGAAGAGUGGAAAGUUCACGUUGGGUCUCAAGUCCACAUUGAAGACCCUCCGACAAGGCAAAGCCAAGCUGGUCAUCAUUGCCAAUAACACUCCUCAGCUACGAAAAAGUGAGAUCGAAUACUACGCUAUGCUGGCCAAGACCGGUGUCCACCAUUACACUGGCAACAACAUUGAGCUGGGAACCGCCUGUGGAAAGUACUUCCGUGUGUCCGUCCUCAGUAUUACAGACCCCGGCGACAGUGACAUCAUUAGGUCUAUGCCGUCAGAGCAACAACCAGCAGGUGGCCAAUAGAGGAAGGAAUAAAAUCAAUUUAUGAAA